UGAGGAGGCCCGCGCAAUGGAUUCAUUCAAAGGCGGGUCCAAAGGCGCGACGGCAGUGGCAGCAGCAGCGAAGAGGAGAGGGUCGCUGAGGCAUCGCAAGGUGGCGGCUGAUGUGGUGGCUGUGAUGCUGGAUGAAGGCAUGCGGAAGCGAUGUACCCACCCACCCACCCAGGCAGCAGCAGCUCAAUUAGAGGCUCUGGAGAGUGAUUAUACCGGGGCAGCAGCGGCGCGACUGGAGGCUCUAGAGAGUGACUAUUCCGGGGUGGAUGCUGCUGUGGAUGAGGAUGAUGACGUGUUCAAUGCAGAGGAGGAACUGGUGCAAGAAGCGAGUGAGCCGUCCGGGCAAGAGGUGAACGAGGCAGUCAUUCCCUUCCCUCCCAUUCCUGUGCGGUCCAUUCCUCGUACUCGCUCCUUGGAGUGCCCACCAGGCUUCACACCAGCCAAGCGAGUGAGCCGUCCGGGCAAGAGGCUUCGCACCAGCCAAGCGAGUGAGCCGUCCGGGCAAGAGGUGAACGAGGCAGUCAUUCCCUUCCCUCCCAUUCCUGUGCGGUCCAUUCCUCGUACUCGCUCCUUGGAGUGCCCACCAGGCUUCGCACCAGCCAAGCGAGUGAGCCGUCCGGGCAAGAGGCUUCGCACCAGCCAAGCGAGUGAGCCGUCCGGGCAAGAGGUGAACGAGGCAGUCAUUCCCUUCCCUCCCAUUCCUGUGCGGUCCAUUCCUCUUACUUGCUCCCUCGAGUGCCCACCAGGCUUUGCACCAGCCAAGCGAGUGAGCCGUCCGGGCAAGAGGCUUCUCACCAGCCAAGCGAGUGAGCCGUCCGGGCAAGAGGUGAACGAGGCAGUCAUUCCCUUCCCUCCCAUUCCUGUGCGGUCCAUUCCUCGUACUCGCUCCUUGGAGUGCCCACCAGGCUUCGCACCAGCCAAGCGAGUGAGCCGUCCGGGCAAGAGGCGCACGAGACAGGCUGCUGCUGCCGUGGUGAGCAGAGCGAGCAAGCGAACUCCCAAGACAUUUGCAGAGCUGCUAGAAGAGUCGAGUCUAGCAGCCCUGUACUUACCCCUCGGACACACACCUCUUUCUUCCACACCCCACCACCCUCUCUCCCCAUCGGCGAGUCUAGAAGCCCUGCCACCAGGCACGCCCUCCUACUUCACAGCAGCAGUGGAGCCCGGCUGCUGCCUCUGUGUAUUGUCUGUGUGCUCACCCCUGCCAUGCUUCUCCCUCGCUUCCAUGCCCCCUCCUCACUCCCCACAGGCGAAUCUAGAGAUCCUGCCACUAGGCACGCCCUCCUACCUCACAGCAGCAGUGGGCCCUCCAACAGCCGCCUCAGUGCGCCGCUUCUGCUCUGCGUGUGGCAGCCACGCGCCCUACACAUGCCCCCGCUGUGCCGCCCGCUUCUGCUGCAUCAGCUGCCAAAGAUUGCACAACGAAACCCGCUGCCUCAAGUUUGUCAUGUAG
Closterium sp. Naga37s-1 is the source of this 1453-nucleotide messenger RNA. The record is from the annotation of a GenBank genome assembly. Lineage: Eukaryota; Viridiplantae; Streptophyta; Zygnematophyceae; Desmidiales; Closteriaceae.